This is a messenger RNA of Trichoderma citrinoviride, 2293 nucleotides long. RefSeq names its product N-terminal binuclear Zn cluster-containing/DNA binding domain-containing protein. Gene Ontology annotation, molecular function: zinc ion binding; DNA-binding transcription factor activity, RNA polymerase II-specific; DNA binding. Lineage: Eukaryota; Fungi; Ascomycota; Sordariomycetes; Hypocreales; Hypocreaceae. The coding region runs from base 26 to 2293 and encodes 755 amino acids. Gene Ontology annotation, biological process: regulation of DNA-templated transcription; DNA-templated transcription. The transcript has 4 exons. The record is from RefSeq and is a predicted model, not a curated record. Gene Ontology annotation, cellular component: nucleus.
UCGUAUCUCCGAGCUAACACCAACGAUGGCUGCAUCGUCAGCAUCGUCAGCAGCCUCGCCGGUGUUGCUCCGGAGACCGAACGGUCGCCCCGUGGCCUGCGACAACUGCCGGUCGCGCAAGGUCGCCUGUGACCACCGACAUCCGGUGUGCAGGCGCUGCGCGGACAGAGGCCAGGAGGCCGAGUGCGUCUACACGUAUUCCGCACCUCGCGAGGCCGGGCCCUCGGCUGGGGUGGUGACGACGAGCCAGCGCGAUGCUGGGGCUGCAGCUCCGAGGACGGCCGGGAUGGGGCCGAUGGCUCGGCUGGGGGCUGCUGCCGGGGAGCACAGCAGGUCACUCCGCCGUGCAGAGGUUCGGCGUCAGGCCAGCGUUGGGAUUCACGAUGGCCGAGCUGCUCAAGGUUACUCUUUUGCGUCAUCGUCGUCGCCGUUGGAUCCUUCACAACGGGGCCGUGACGUUGUCGCUUCGGCUACGACGACCCCUGGGGGGCAUCUUCCUUCGGAGAGGGCGUCGAGUCCCCUGCACCAGGCCCCGGGCUACUUGGGCUUCACCAGCUACUCGUCCGUCUUUGAAGAGACGAAGAACAGCCUGUCCAUGCUUCAGGGGUUCCACGCCUGGUUGCCGCAGCCGAUCAACGACAGGCUACGACAGGACACCGGUGAGCUCUCCAGAUGCCUCUGCUCGCCGACGAGGGAGAUGUGCCUCGUGGUGCUCCGGGGCAUCCCUGCGCCGAACACGGGCUACAUUGAGCCUAUCCAGGAGUCUCCCUUCUAUCGAGAUGGCUGGCAGAGGGUCAUGGCUCGGCGCGUGCUGGCCGACUUACAUGAAAGGUUUGGGUCACAUCUGGGGCCUUGCCGCGUGGACUCGCAGCUGGAAGAGAUUGCGCUGUGUUUGAGCGAUAACACUACCAGGCCUUUCCAUGAACUGGAGCCCGAUCCUGAGAAAUGGAUUGGCCAGUUUACCGGGCCGAAUCUGAGGUGGGAAUCUCUCGGAUUCGUGUUCAGCUACAACGACCUGGUCUUUCCAGAGGGCGACCCGGCUCACGGCGGGCUCGACAGCAAGACCGCCCAGAAGGAAUGGACCGAGAUCUCGCGCGUCUGUCUUGGCCUCUGCAUGGAUCUGAGCAGGCGGUUCGCUUCAGCAAACGGCCUUCUGGCCCAGCUCUCUCACCGGCGAGCGACGCUGGAGUCCAUACAUGCUGGGGAUGCCAGCUAUUCCGCAUGGAGGAGCACAGCAGAGGCGGUGGCCCUGGUGACCUUCCUUGGUAUGCAUGCCGAAUCGAAUGUUCCCUCGUAUGAGCCGACGCUGGCGUCCGAGUCGAGGCGGCGCCUUUUCGCGCAGCUGUUUGUAGGAGAAAAGGACGGCGUCUUGUUCACGGGGCGGCCGCCUCGGCUCUCGCACCGAUAUGCCUUUACGCCGCUUCCCCUGGACCUGAGGGACGAGGAUCUGCUCGUGGGCGGAGAGGCUCUCAAGCGGGCUGUGCAGGGGCUGGACGAGAACGGGUGGAACACGAGCGGCAAGAUAUACUCUGCGACGGUGACGCGGGCGAGAUGCAUUGUUGCACUGAUACGGGAUGAGCUGGUCGAGAUUGGCAUUGGCAAGCCGAGGCAGAAGGUUGCCAGCGCUCUCCUCCGAGAUCUCAAGGAGCGGCAGAUUGAGGCUGUCAAAGAGUUCCCCCCGUCGCUCGCCUACAAUCCCGCUGACAUCGCCGACCCAGACGCCAACGUCAACUUGAUCUUUGCGCGGAUCCUGCUGCAGCUCGAGCAGCUACAGAACUUGUUCCUGGUGGAGAGGCUGCUGCUGAAGCAUGGGGAGCUGGACGAGGGCGGCAUACUGCUGAUUGCCUUUCAACUCGUCUCGUUGACGUUGCUGUUUUGGACGCACAAGGAUCGGUUUGCGCCUUUUCGGAACGACUUUGAGUGGCUCGUCAUGGCUUUCGCAACGCCCAGCGGCGGGAUCCUCUGCAUGGAACUCCUCAAUCCGACCUUCAAGGGAAACCACCCCAAGGACGCCUCCAUCACGCGAUCCAACAUCAUCCAGCAGCUCAGCCUGCUCAUCGGGUUCCUCGAGUGGAUCGAUCCGUCCAGGCCCAACGGCGACAUGUGCAUGACGGCGAGCGCGGUCAUGAGGCGCGUGCUGGACCAUGUGCUCAACUACACGGCGGCGAGUGAGAAUCUGAGCUGGCGGCCGGAGGAGCUGGAUGAUGUGCAGCUUGAUUUCAGCUUUGAGCUGUUUGAUACGUUUGAUUGGAUGAAGUAUGAUGGGGUUGCAAAUCAGGGGAUGGAGAGCUGA